UAAGUUAUCAUUGGUAUUUGGGUACUUGAGAUGUAUAAAAAAUAUCUUUUUCUCAACCAUUGAGCUUUCACUGUUGCAUAGCUCCUCCUUCUUUCAAAUAAGUCUCAUCCCAAUUACCCAUCAUCAAAUUCAAUCUGGAUUCAUUCAUCAAAAAAAUGGGUCACUCCGAAAUCUUUGAUUUUGCUCGAAAUUUCGCAGUUAUGGUCAAAGUUCGUGGUCCUGACCCAAAAGGAAUGAAGAUGAGAAGACACGCUUUUCAUCAUUACCGUUCUGGUGAAACAACACUUUCAGCUUCUGGGUUGCUUGUACCUGAUACCCUUUGUGAUACUCAAGUAGUUAAGCGUCUAUAUGGUGAUAACUUCGAGGAUAGGGUAUUGGUUGUGACGGUUGCUUCAGUUGUUGAGCCUUUUUUAUCUCCUCAACACCGAGAGAAUAUUCCUCAGGGUAGGCCUGACUUGAUUUCUGGUGUUCGGAUUGAUAUUAUGACUGAGAAAACCAAUGAAGAAUCUGAUCAAGGAACUCCUUGUUGGCUUGUGGGGGAGCUUUUGUCAUUAGUUGAUGUUCCUGCUUCAGCCCUUUGUGUCCAGUCACUUGUUGAAUCAUCUCUGGGUUUGUCAGAGCAUGAAUGGGAGCUUGGUUGGUCUUUGGCAACUCACAAUAACGAUUCUCAGUCCUCUAAAGAUAAUUUUAAAUUUCAGGGGAGGUUGGCAAUGGGAGGACCUAGCAGCACAAGUCUUAUGUGCAAAUCACUGACUAGAAUGGCCAUUCUUAGUGUUCCUUUAUCUUUCAAGGACUUGCUGAACUAUAAAAAAUCUUCCAUGAAUAAAAGGGGUGAUUUUCUUCUGGCAGUUGGGUCUCCUUUUGGAGUCCUCUCACCUACACACUUCUUUAACAGUUUAUCAGUUGGAUGCAUUGCAAAUUGUUAUCCUCCUAAUUCAUCUGAUGGAUCAUUGCUGAUGGCUGACAUACGCAGUCUUCCUGGAAUGGAAGGCAGUCCAGUUUUCAGCGAGCAUGCAUCUCUUACUGGUGUCCUGAUCAGACCAUUGCGGCAGAAGACAAGUGGAGCCGAAAUUCAGCUGGUGAUUCCAUGGGAAGCUAUUGUGAAUGCUGCUAGUGGCUUGCUGUGGAAGUCCCCUCAGAACACAGUAGAAGGGUUAUGUUACCAGGAGGGCAACUCGUAUGCUCCACGAAAGGGACCUUUUACUGACCAGAAAAAAUCAGAAGAGCAUUUAAGUUUUGCUAGCUCGUCACCGUUACUAAUUGAGAACACAAUGGCUUCUGUUUGUCUUAUUACUAUUGGUGAUGGAGUAUGGGCGUCUGGAAUUUUGUUAAACAACCAAGGUCUCAUACUUACAAAUGCGCAUCUGUUAGAACCUUGGAGAUUCGGGAAAACACAUAUAAGUGGCAGAGGAUAUGGAACCAACCGAGAAUUAUUUUCUUCUAUGUUGGAGGGAACCACAUCUCUUGGUAAUAAAGUAGAAACCGUUCAAAUUAGUCAAACAUCACCUUCAAAGAUGCUGAAUAUUUAUGGCAACCAUAGAAAUAUACGUGUACGCCUUGAUCAUGUCAAGCCUUGGGUUUGGUGUGAUGCUAAAGUAGUGUAUAUCUGUAAAGGACCAUGGGAUGUUGCCUUACUUCAGCUCGAACCAGUUCUGGAUAAUCUUUCGCCUAUUGUAGCAAAUUUUUCUAGCCCAUCCACAGGAUCAAAGGCAUACGUUAUUGGCCAUGGAUUAUUCGGCCCUAAGGGUGGAUUUUUCCCAUCUGUUUGCUCUGGUGUGGUAGCGAAAGUGGUUGAAGCAAAGACUCCUCAAUCUUAUCACUCCAAUCAACGCGAGCACAUGCAUACCCAUGACCAUUUCCCAGCAAUGCUUGAAACAACAGCUGCUGUUCAUCCUGGUGCUAGUGGUGGUGCUGUUAUCAACUCAGACGGUCACAUGAUCGGCCUGGUAACAAGCAACGCAAGGCAUGGUGGUGGAUCAAUAAUACCUCAUCUUAAUUUUAGCAUUCCAUCCGCAGCUUUGGCACCGAUCUUCAAGUUCGCAAAAGACAUGCAGGAUUUAUCGCUUUUGCGGAUUCUAGAUGAACCAAACGAAUACAUUUCAUCUGUUUGGGCAUUGAUGCAGCCAUCAUCUCCGAAGCUCAAUCCAGUGUCUGAUCCACCUCGGUCUCUUUUAGACUAUAAAAGCAAAGAAGAGAAGGGUUCUCAGUUUGCUAAGUUUAUUGCUGAAAGAAAGGAUAUUUACAAUGGCACUCCUCAAAUUGGAAAGAGUGGAUUGCUUUCUAAAGAUGUUAUUCCUAGUAAGUUAUGAUGUCUCAUGAAAAUCAUUGAGCUGUUGGAUGAGAAAGCAUUUACAUAAUAUAAUGGCGUAUGCUCUUCCUUGUGAUCUAUAUUUUUCGGACCGCAAGAUUCUGCGCUGGAUUGUUAGUGAAAAGAAAUGAUUAUAUAUCUGUACCAUGCUAAAACUCAACUGAUUUUACACAAACAUUUUUUUGUUGCUUGACAUAAUAAAGCAGUUUGGUGAUUUGAAAGAAACAUAAUUGAAAAUAUUAUGUGAUGUAGGUUUGAAUCAUCGCAUUAAUGUUUAUUAACUAAUUUCUAAUA
Molecule: messenger RNA, 2602 nt
Organism: Cicer arietinum (chickpea)
Lineage: Eukaryota; Viridiplantae; Streptophyta; Magnoliopsida; Fabales; Fabaceae
Source: RefSeq, a predicted model, not a curated record